AUGCUGAAUAUUGCCCAUACUGAUGCUGCAAAAUUACGCCAAGAAUACGAAAUCCUCAUGGUUUCGAAAUCUUGGUGUCCUGACUGUCACUACAUGCAGAAGAUCUGGAAGGACUUCGGUUUGGAGGACCGAGCACACAUUGUAGAAUUGGACAAAAUCGAGGACAAAGACUAUGCUUUAGCUUUGGAAAACGAGUUUGCUGCAAUUUCAGGUGAACAUUGGGUGCCUACGAUUUUCUUUAGAGCCUCUGACGCGAUCAAGACUGACCGUCACUUCAGACAAUGGGAGAAAGAUGGAGUCCUAGCAGAAGAAUUGCAGAAGCUUACUCAAGUUUAA
Molecule: messenger RNA, 336 nt
Organism: Australozyma saopauloensis
Lineage: Eukaryota; Fungi; Ascomycota; Pichiomycetes; Serinales; Metschnikowiaceae
Exons: 1
Coding region: 1-336 (111 amino acids)
Source: RefSeq, a predicted model, not a curated record